Exaiptasia diaphana is the source of this 4239-nucleotide messenger RNA. Its product is annotated as testis-expressed protein 2. Lineage: Eukaryota; Metazoa; Cnidaria; Anthozoa; Actiniaria; Aiptasiidae. Gene Ontology annotation, cellular component: endoplasmic reticulum. The transcript is spliced from 4 exons. Gene Ontology annotation, molecular function: lipid binding. The coding region runs from base 146 to 3181 and encodes 1011 amino acids. The record is from RefSeq and is a predicted model, not a curated record.
ACAAUCGAAGUUGUCUCACAUGCAAGAUGUUCCAAUCGUGAGGAAUCGUCAAAUUGAACGAAUUAUCACCCAUACGCCUAACGAUUUUGGUUGGCCAGAGCUGAAAUAUUAACAAAUUAUCUUUGUCAAGUAUUCAGAACGAGGGAUGAGUAGCAAGAAGCCUCCUCCGAGACCUCCAUURCCCACAGCUGGUCAGACAAGAAAUGGUGGAUCGACAGUAAACACUCCUGGCAAACUCCGGUCUGCAUUAGCAUCAUUAUCAAUACGAUAUAACAAUUCAUCAACUAAGAAUAUAGACUCAGAUUCGGAAGAAGAGAUCUGCAUUGUUCGGAAGGAAGAGAAAUUAUCUGCGAAUCAAGAGGAGGGCGAGAAUGAAAAGCUCCCCAUCAAAAUAAUCGAUGAAAAUAAAGUCGUGACGCAUGCAUCGCAACACCAUGGUGAGGGAUCAUGUCCAUUACUACCAGCACACAGUAACGAGUUUAUAGGUGUUACAGAMCAAGGAGUCGGUGGGAAAAGGACAAUUGUGAAACAGCAAACGUGGCCAGGGAAUUCAAAAAUCAACUCCAGUGCCAAGAACACUUCCACUCUCACAACAGGUAUGCGAUUUCUACGACGCGAUCAAGGAACACAAAAUCUCAAGAAAGACCAACCCAAAGAUGAAGAUAAUAGUAAAGAUGAAGCCGACUCGGGAUCCCAGCCGUCUAGAUCUCAUUUAAGUUUAAGCUUGCACGCGAAAGGAAAUGACGACGAUAAAGAGGGAAGUCGUUCACGAUCUCCUUCGCCAUUCCGCCGACUCUACCGUCAAACCAACAAUGACAACACUAAUAAUAUCAGCGARAAAUUAGCAGUUACUUCGUCUGCGAUUUCGUUGUCAUCUCUUCUAGCCGCGGCAGCCACAGACGAAAAACACGAGGAACCGGAAUGCGWCGAGAAGGAGGAAGAAGACAGCUCGGGAAAAGACGAUAAUAUUCCGCAUGACAUUUCAGUUUCAGUACCCGCACCUCACGAGCUGAUCCAGUCUCCAACUCUUUCAACUUCUUCAGGCACACAAGAUCAACAUGAACCAUCUUUCACAUUUUUACUAUUCUGCACUCUAUUAUUUUACAUAUACUUCAUUUCUAAUCUUCCAGUAUUUUUUAAUGGUAUGGUCGUUGGYUGUAUAGCUGCCUAUUUAGUUGGAUGUUUAAUUUUAUUGGUUGUUUGUCCUGAGGGAUCACUGGGUGAACGCUUCCAGCGCGAGCUAGAUGAGUACAAUUUAAGACUUUCUCUGAAGCCUAAACCAACGUACAAAUCUAAGGAUCCUGGUCUAUUAUUAAGGCCAAAAGGAAUGAAGGGAUGGAUGCUUAAAUCUUACGACUAUGACCCAAACAGUCCAUCUGACACAAAAUUAGUAUAUGCAGAGCUGAAAGACAAUCGUCUUAUACUGUCCCACCCAAAAUCUGAUGGAAAGAAGAUUGAUAUUAAGUCUGUUAAUGACAAAACUGAUGUUCAAGUUGCUAGACAAGAUUUCUUUGAUCUAACAGGCAGCUAUGUUUGCCUUACACCACCUACACUCACAGCUAGAAGAAUCUGGAGCAAAAAGUAUCCUAUUUGUUUAGUGCUAGGACAACCUGGGGAAGUUAAGGAAGUUUCUAGAGAUAGUAGUAAUAUUGAUGAAUCAACCAGCAAAAACCCACUCCAGAAGGUGAAAAGUCAGUCAUCAGUAGAUGGUGUUAGCGUUCUGUAUUUAUUUUCCAAAACYGGUAGGCAGAAAGAGGAAUGGUACCAAAACUUUGAAAGGAUUUUAUCAACUAACAAGACUUCAAUAAACCACUCAUGUAGUUACCCGCACUAUAUGGCCAGRUUAUUGCCUAAUAUGGAUGCAGACCAGCAGGACUCGCAUGAAGUCCAGUUAGCAUGGGUCAAUAUGUUAUUUGCUAGAGUAUUCUGGGAUGUAUGGCAGGAUCGGUACUGGGCAGACAAAAUCAAGCAGCGAUUUCAAAACAAGUUGAGUCGAGUGCACAAGCCACAGUUCAUACGWGACAUUCACAUUACAGAUUUAUGUUUGGGUCAUACUUUCCCAUUGAUCAACAARGUAUCCCCACCAGUGCUUGAUGAGCAGGGAACAUGGGUUGACUUUGAUGUUACUUAUAGCGGUGGAGUGGUUUUCACUGUAGAAACACACUUGAACAUUGAUGGWUAYUUGAACUACUUCUUGAGUCUUGGCAAAGAGAAGGAAAUGGCUGGUGACUUAGAUAUGGCAGAGCUAUCACGCAAGUAUGAAAUCAUUGAAAAAGAUGAACUAUUAGAGUGUGAGAGCCAACAGAAUCCUGAUGAUGAUAAUCAGUCGUUGACRUCUGAAAGCCCCCCAGAGAGUGACUCAGAYUUUGAGUCUCCAGAAUCCGAUCCUGAUGAAUUGACCAAUAAGCUGAAGUCAAGUCGACAGGAGAGUUUCAAUGAUGAUGGUUCGCUCUCACCCACCCAAGAAUCAUCAGARAACUUGUAUGCCCAAGAAGCGCUCAUGCAACUUAAGUCACUAGAAGGAUUCCUUGAGAAGCAAAUUGCUGAAGCUGAAGAGAUGAAUCUACUAGAAGUGGAGAGUUCUUCAUCAUUGAGCCUCUCGCAAGACUCACUUUCAUACAGUAAUAUGUCAGACUCUGGACGAAAUAGUCCUCUUCAGAAGGGAAGCUCAAGUGAUGAUUGCUCUGAGAAACCUAGUCUUUCUCCGCCACCCAGCCAAAGGAAGCCCAUUGAAAGUCCGCUGUCUAGUCCUUUGCGACAGAGAGCAAAUGCUGCAACAGGGACAAGAAAGAAAUUAUUUGGUGUUCUUGAAAGGCUUGCCAAGUCAAAGUGGGUCAAGAAAGCUGCAGAAACUAAGAUUGUUAAAACUGCAGCUGAAAAGUUCUCAAAUCUUCCCAUAAUUCUCUCAGUGGAAGUGCAGUCAGUGAAAGGAACCCUAACGUUAAACAUCCCACCACCUCCAACAAACAGAUUAUGGUAUGGUUUCAGAGAUGAUCCCAUGCUCUUUGUUACUGCUCGUCCUAAGCUUGGUGCAAGACAAGUCAAACUAACUCAYGUUACUGACUGGAUUGAAAGGAAACUCAAACAGGAAUUUAAGAAUAUGUUUGUCCUGCCAAACAUGGAAGACAUACCUAUCAAGAUCAUGAACAGCGAUGUUGAAAGACAGUUUGCUGACAACUAACGRCACAGUUAUACAGACAUGCAUUCCCUCAUUGAAAGCACACUGAAUAAUAACAUCUUUGCAUAACCAUAGCACUAAAUGAUUUAAAAAGCAUGUGGCCAGAGUCCAUAUAGAAGUCAGAGUGAAAACAAUAAUGACCAAAUUUAUGAUAUAUGGUCAUUGAUAAGAUUCAUAAGCAAAUUCACAACACAAAACCUGACUCUUGUUCAGUCUUUUAGGUUAAAACUGCAUUCAAAGUAAAAUAUUCAAUAGAAAGUUUAUUUAUUAACUGUCGACUCUUAUUAAGUUAUUGGUGAUGUCUACAUUUAUAAUAUUUGUCAGAAUUUACAGUUAAAAAAAGUUAAUCUAUGAGAAUUAUGUUUUGAUUAAUUAUUUCAAUCUUAUUAAUGAUAGUCUCUUAUCAAACUAUUGUGGGCUCAGACAAAAGUAAUAUAUAAUUAUUAUUACAUGUAAAGAGAGCUUGAAAUAGCAUUGAACAUUAUAAUAAUUCAUUACGACCAUCAUUUUUAUUGCUAUACAACCAUUCCAAGAAAUAUCACAAAAUAACAAACUGCACGUCUAAAUGUUUUCUUGAUUGCUUGGUUAUAUAGCAGUGCAAAUGAUGGUAAURCAAGCUGAUGGAAAUGAGAUUUGCCUUAUGUUACUACAAAUCAUUYUGAAAUGGAAUAGCCACAUCAAAAUUGUUACSAUGUCAAUCACUGAGAGGCUAUUACCUUGCUUGCAUCAUAGUAGAUGAUGCCAUGGCACUAGCAUUGCCCAUAGUUUGUCUGACAUACAAAAUGAAUUAUUUCACUCGUGGAUAUGAGAUUGUCACAGUAAAGUAUUUAUUCUUAUUAUUAGUCAUUUCAAUAUGUUGCAUGGAAUAGUAUUUGAUCAUUUUCCCAUCUGUAAUCAAAGGAUAGGUGAAAAUUUCCUAGUUCAUCAUGGUAUUGAUCAUUCUACUUUAACCAUUUAAAAUGUUAAAAAUUUAUCAUCAUGAUUUAAGUUGAAAUAGGUUUAUAUUUUUCAAAAAAAUGCAAUUCAAUGUUAAAUUGUAAUAAAGUUAAAAGUUUAUUAUC